ACAUCGAUGCUUUGCAACUUCGUUCGUUCGCGUUAUUAAAAAUAUAUAUUUUCCAAUAUGGCGGUGAUAUGUUGUGGCCAUUCUACAUGAGUAUGUCAAUUUAAUUUGCAAAAAAUCAUAAAUAAAUUGAUCAAAUUUGUUUCAAAUUAUAAUUAAACAACUCAUAAAUAUAUUUAAAUGAAUUAAUUGUAAAAAUAGUGCUACAAACUUGUGUAAUUUGUGCUAAAUAACAAAACUUUUUUAUAUUAAAUAUAUCCGAAAUAGAAGAAAAAAACUUCCUUUCGAGGGGUAUUCCAUCAAUAUAUAUAUACAUACCUAUCGUCGUCGUUGUACCCCGUGCGUGUGUGUAGUAUCCAAAGCGAGAGAGAGAGAGAGAACAGCCGAAUUAUAUAUAUAUAAACGACGAAUUUUGUUGAAGAAAAAAAAGGAAAAAAGAUUAAAUAUUUUUCAUCUUUUUUUUUUUCUCAAUUCGGUUUUUUCGUUUUUUUUUUCCGUAAAAUUUCCCAGCGAAAAUAAAUUAUAAAGAAAAUUUGUACAAAAAAAAUAGUGCGAAAGUUUUUUUUUUUGCUUUUCCUUUUUUCCAAAACAUUUGAGAGAAAAAUGUGCUGAGCUUGAAGAUACAAAGUAUCAAAAUGUUUAUUAUAAUAAAAAUAUAAAUAUAUCCAUCUACGUUUAACCAUAUUAUAAUAAUAUAUUAUUAAUUGUGUAUUGAUGUUAAUUUAAAUUCGUAAACACGGGGAAACGUUCAAAGAAAACUUCUACAAAAACCAACAAAUCAAUUAACAGAAUGACAACAGACACCCGCCGCCGUGUUAAACUAUAUGCUCUAAAUGCUGAAAGGCAAUGGGAUGAUCGUGGGACAGGCCACGUAUCAUCCAAUUAUGUUGAUAGGCUUAAAGGCAUCUCAUUGCUAGUUCGGGCUGAAUCCGACGGUUCAUUACUUUUAGAAAGUAAAAUCCAACCAGAUACGGCCUAUCAAAAGCAGCAGGAUACACUUAUUGUGUGGUCUGAGGGAGAUAAUUUCGAUUUGGCAUUAAGUUUCCAAGAAAAAGUCGGUUGCGAUGAGAUUUGGGAGAAAAUUUGUCAGGUGCAAGGUAAAGACCCAUCAGUUGAGAUUACUCAAGACAUUGUCGAAGAAUCUGAAGAUGAACGCUUCGAGGAUAUGUCCGAUACUGCACCACCAAUUGAAUUGCCACCCUGCGAAUUAGGACGCCUCGAAGACAUUGCAGAAACAAUACAAAAUUGUUUAACCACACCCCUGCGCAAAGAGAAGCUUUCAACGGCCCUGCAAUCUGAGAAUUACAUCAAGAAAUUGCUCAAUCUCUUUCAUGUGUGCGAGGAUUUAGAAAACAUGGAAGGUCUCCAUCAUCUCUUUGAAAUCUUCAAAAAUAUCUUUCUGCUAAACAAGAAUGCACUCUUUGAGAUAAUGUUUGCCGAAGAUACAAUAUUCGAUGUAGUUGGCUGUUUGGAAUACGACCCAAAUCUCACUCAACCGAAAAAACAUCGCCAGUAUUUAAAACAAUUGGCAAAAUUUCGUGAAGCUAUUCCGAUUCGAAAUCAAGAUCUAUUGGCAAAAAUUCAUCAAACGUUCCGAGUGCAAUACAUUCAGGAUAUUAUAUUGCCAACACCAUCGGUUUUUGUCGAAGACAAUAUGCUAAACACAUUGUCUAGUUUCAUAUUCUUCAAUAAAGUUGAGAUUGUCACUCUGAUACAGGAGGAUGAACGUUUUCUUGUCGAUAUGUUCACUCUGCUUACCGAUCCGAAUACAUCGGAAGCGAAGCGUCGUGACAUUGUGCUGUUUUUGAAGGAAUUUUGCAACUAUGCUCAAAAUUUGCAGCCGCCAGGCAAAGAUUCGUUCUAUAAAACCCUUACGUGUUUAGGAAUACUCCAGGCACUCGAAAUAACUUUGAUAAUGGCCGAUCAGAAGACAAAAUCAGCAUCAAUUGAUAUUCUGACUGCAAUUGUUGAGUUUUCGCCAUUGGUUGUGCGCAAUUAUACAUUGCAGCAGGUGAGCAGGACUGACGGGGGACGAAUGCUACUUAAUAUAGCUAUUGAACAAAUGUUGACUGAUUCCGAGCCAGAAUUGGGUGGAGCGGUGCAAUUAAUGGGUGUGAUAAAAAUUCUCUUAGAACCAGAGAAUAUGCUCACCGAGAAGGGGGACUUCCUAAAUUUCUUUUACAAGCAUAGUAUUCAAACGUUAAUUGCUCCACUUUUAAUGAAUACCAUUAGUGAUAGACCACAAAACGAAGAUUAUCAAACGGCGCAGUUAUUGGGACUGGUUUUGGACAUUCUAUCAUUUUGUGUAGAACAUCACACGUAUCAUAUAAAGAAUUUUAUAAUACAAAAAGAUCUCCUCAAGAGAAUACUAGUGCUUAUGAAAAGCACACAUACGUUCCUCGUUCUUGGCGCCCUUAGACUUUUAAGAAAAAUAAUUGCACUUAAAGACGAGUUUUAUAAUAGACAUAUUGUUAAGGGUAACUUAUUUGCACCAGUUGUUGACGCAUUCAUUAGAAAUAAUGGCAGAUAUAAUCUACUCGAAUCGGCUAUAUUAGAAUUAUUCGAGUACAUUAAACUCGAAGAUAUAAAAACCCUUUGCGUCUAUUUUGUUGAGAAUUUCAGUAAAAUAUUUGAUGAAAUCGAAUAUGUACAAACGUUUAAGUAUCUGAAGACUCGAUACGAUCAAUAUCAAGACCGAAUAAAGGAUCGUGAUAAGUUGGCUAUUGAUAGCACUUUACCAAUAAUCAGAAGUGGCCGAUACCGUCGCGAUCAAAGGCAGCUCGACGAGGAUGAAGAAAUGUGGUUUAAUGAGGAAGAAGAUUUUGCCGAAGAGCUAGAUUCUUACAAUGUUAUGAAGAGUAAACCAGUUGAAAAGAACGGUCCUCAGUCUGCGCAGCAAAAUAAGUCGCCGAAUAAUUCGUCGACUGCAAUUCACUCAAUGACAAACAGCAGUAGUUUAAAUACAUCCUCCACGUCGUUGUCGCCUGGAAGUGUUAGUGGAAGCAGCAGCAGCAGUGGUUCGUCGACUGCAUCGUCUUCGCCUCCGCACUCAUCCAACUCACCGCCACAGGGCCACAAUGCGUCCCUGUCAAUGCAGCAACACCCGUUGCACAAUUUCCAACAGCAGCAGGUGACGCUAACUAGCACGCAACAACAACAGUCCAAUCAACAAAACGCUGCAGCGUUAGUGAUUUCGCAUCAACAGCAAGAGCUAUCUCUGUCGUCGUCGUCCUCGAAUUCUUCUUCGUCGUCUUCUUCGUCAUCGUCCGAAUCAUUGUCACAACAACAAAAACAUCAACAACAACCCCAGCUAAAGCAAAAGGAGCCGCAGUCGCAGGAUAUUAAAGAUAAAACAACAACGAUCAUUACAAAUUCUAGCGAAAUAGCUGCUUCUUCCCAACAACAACAACAAAUCCAACAACAACAACAAAACACGCAUCUUGAUCCAUCAUCAUCAUCAUCUUCUUCUUCAUCCGAGGAGGAAGAAGCGACUUCAGCUUCUUCACUGAAAAUUACACAUGCAUGUAGUAAAUCAGAUAUUGAUGGGCCAUCAAACAUUUCCACCAUCAUAACGACUGGUAAUACAACUUCCACCACCAAUAGAGCGGCUGCGGACGCUGUAUCAGCUGUUGUUGCCGCUAUAGCUGCUAGUACUACUGUAAACAGUACAAAUUGUGAUGGCAUAUUGAAUGUUGGUGCGGCAGCAGCGGCAGUGGCAGUACUGUCUGCGGUAGCUGCCAAUGGAGAGGCUGAUGCUAUAGAGAAGGAAACUGCUUUAGCGUUAACAGCAGCAACUGCGAACUCUUCGGACAAUGUUAUUAAAAAGGGUCUUGUUGAUUACGAAAGUGAUUCCAAUGAAGAAUACGACGAUGAAGAUGAAGACAUGCCUGAUCAAAAGAAGCCUCGCCUGGCAUAGCAGUAUAACAAUAAUUAUCAGCAUCAUCAUUGUGCGAAUUAGAAAUACUGGACAUUUAAAGAAGAGACAAAAAAUUAAAUAAAAAUAAAUUAAAAAAAAAAAAAACGAAAAUCUACAGUGAGACUUUUAUCACCGUCAUAAGUGUUUAAUUAAUAUCUUCAAAUGGAUGUUUGAGUUUAACAAAAAAAAAAAAAUCAAA
This is a messenger RNA of Episyrphus balteatus (marmalade hoverfly), 4112 nucleotides long. It is a transcript of the gene flfl, whose product is annotated as serine/threonine-protein phosphatase 4 regulatory subunit 3. Gene Ontology annotation, biological process: protein dephosphorylation; DNA damage response. Lineage: Eukaryota; Metazoa; Arthropoda; Insecta; Diptera; Syrphidae. The record is from RefSeq and is a predicted model, not a curated record. Gene Ontology annotation, molecular function: protein phosphatase activator activity. The coding region runs from base 788 to 3913 and encodes 1041 amino acids. The transcript has 11 exons. Gene Ontology annotation, cellular component: protein phosphatase 4 complex; nucleoplasm.